AUGAUCCGUCGCAACUCCGAUAUUGAGAUCCAGCUCCCGGAUGCUGGGCCUACACCUCUUUCUCCUGAUUCCGUGAGCGAAGUCGACGUGGAGAUGCUCUCCGAGGAGCCCGCUCCUCCCUUGAGUCUCCCGUCACACAUCGCAGCCCGGUUCUACCGGAAAAGCAGCAAAGUUCGCCGCUCCUCCUCCGCCUCAUCUCGACGAAGCUCGGUGUCCUCUCUGCAGUCCCACCACUCGAGCGCAUCAUCGAACGGCCCGGCAAGUGCAGACAGUACUGCCCAACAUCUCCGCCGCAUGUCCAUCUUGGAGAGCCGAAAAGCACGACUCGCGGACCGUGCAUUGUAUGCGGAGAAAGUGAGGCUGCGAGCCUCUUUGGCUAAAGCGGCAACAAGGAAUCUACAAAUCGAAGAGAGGGCCUUAGCCGCCCAGCAGGCCCGCGAGCGUCUACUUGCCGACAUCACUGCCAAGUGCGAGGACCAAGUCAAACGCGCCAAGAAGAAGGCCGAGGACCACCGGGACAAGAUAGCUACCGAAGAAGCUCGAAUGCGCUUGGAAAUGGCAGAGAAGUUUGCAGAGGCAGAGAAACGGCGCACUUUGUACCAGCAGACUCACCGACGCCAGCGGACGAGCAGCUUGCCAGUCACAGAAGAAAAGAAGAUGUCCAGAGAGGUCACCAAAUCGCUUACACAAGAUGCAGCUGCGCGGAAGAUCCAACGCGUGUGGAGAACCCAUCAUGCGAAAAUGGUUAUGGGGCAAUUCCGGCUGUUGAACCUCACAGUGGAUCGAGUCCGCGACAUGAGCUUCGAGGAAGUAGGCGCACUGCUCUCUAACGGCGCGCUACUAGAUACUAUGACACGAGUGCUCCGACUUUGCGACCCGCAAGACAUGGAAGGUGGUUCGAUGGGCGAGAGGGGCGCAGUACGCACAUUCCUUAGCAGUUAUCUCAUCGUCACUCAUCCGAAAGAAGUCCUGAGCAGCAAUGGCGAUCAGGAGCAGGAUCUGAUUGCCAAAGCCCGGGAACUACUGCUAGCCUUUGACCAGGUCACGGCGCUACUAUCGUCUGGUUGCUGCUCUCCAUCCGUUAUCACUGCGGAUCUUCAGACUUUGUGUGAAUCACACAAUGUGUUUUUCUCUGCUUUCCAUGCCUGGAAGACCCACGACUCUACCGUUUUAAUUGAAAUCAUGGUGGCGCAGUUUGUUGAGUUGGAGUUAAUCUGGCAGACGGUCAAAAACGAUACAGCCGGCGGGGCUGCAGAGGACUACAGGCAGGGAAUUCGUCAGAACCAGAUUCUGUUGCUCGCCCGUCUGAAGAGACUUGCUGGACCUGACCGCCACAUGGAGAUGAUCCGGGAUUCAUUGAAGAAAGCCAAACGGGAGAAAAAGCGGGCUGCCUCCAAGCAAGCUAUUCCUCGGUCUGUCGAGGCCGCUCCUCCCACCGCGGAUGUGCUGACGGAGAGUGUCGCAACGCCUCUGAGUGAAUCAUUUAACAAUAUCGAUGCUGCCGUGUUCCAAGAGCUGGAUAAGCAGCGGACAUCUCCCCAUGAUAGAUUCACCAAGAUCCUCACCCCUCUUCCUGAAAAUCGGGAGCUGGUGCAUGAGCUUCUCCUCAACAAAGAAUUCAGGAUCGAGGAAGCACCCUACACUGAACCACGCAGACAAAUCAUGAAGCAGAUGUGCGAGACGAUGAAGAUUGAAGUUGCAGCUGGGCACGGCACCAACUGGACUGUGGCCAUGGCUACUGUCAUUCAAGAUCGCUUACUGCGUUCACUCCAGCGGGGAAAUUCCCUUUACGUGAUAAUCAGCGAAGCGUUGGAUCCCAAGCUGGUCCAGAGCCAGUGCGAAGCUGGCACAUUUUCUUAUGAGAACUUCUUCGUGUUCAUGAACAACAUUUUACCACGGCUUUGCGCUCCUUAUCGGGACUCGGUGGUCAAGGCGUAUAUCGAAGAUACCUCCGGCGAUGCCAUUGACCGGUUGGCUCGUUUGAUGAGCGUAAUUGACCUGCUUUCACUUGAUCAGACGAAUUUUAUGAUCCAGCUUGCCGCACCCCAGCUCAUCGAAGAAGCCCCGGGAUAUGAGAAGCGAGCAUUUGACCGGGGCGUCGCAGAUGGGACCAUCAGCCUUAGUAAGACUAGACGCUUUUGGCGUAUUCAUCGCAAGAUGAUCGUUGAUGAGAUGAAGAAGCGGGAUCCAGAGGGCAUCCAAGGGGAACCGCACCCACCAUCAGCACGAGUCUAUGCCCAAGGACUUGCAGACACCGUUCUCAGCAAUGCCCUCGUGUCCGAGGAUCUAGUGCCAGAGACACUGAGUCUGGACCGCCGACGGCUUGAACGGCUGCACGCCAGGGCGUUCCAGAUCGUUGCCACGGCUUCCAUCCUCCUGACAGCAAAAAACCUGCUCAAACGGGACGCACGGUCUCAAUGGAAGGCCGAAGCAGAUCGGAUUCUGUCGCUCGACUUCAACGAGAUCACCGCAGAGCGGGUCCAGUCUAUCCUCGAGUCCACGCAUCCGAUGCCACCUGCUGCGAGCGCCCAACUUGCAGCUACAGUCAGACGAGUCCUCGGCCCCGUGGCUACUGCAUGUAUCGCAGCUGCGCCUCAGCUUGCAGUGGUCACCUCAGAGGCACCGACAGAGUCGCCUGGGAACACAAACUCCGCCCCCAGCUUCUCCGACCCGGUGGCGAAACUCAUUCUCUCCCGCCUCCGUAGCCAUGUCCUGUCGCGUCUCAGCGCAGCAAGUGCGUCUGAGCGGGUGCGAGCUACCACUACGGCUAGUCAGAACCUGGCCGGAGCGGGUAUGCCCGAGUUCGUUAAUGAGGUUGGAAAGCUGGUAGAAGAAUUAGAGAAGAUCAGAGAGGUGGAUUGGCUUUGCCAUGGGACUGUUUAUGAAGGUUUAUACGAAGAAGGCGUUGCACAGUGA
This is a messenger RNA of Penicillium bovifimosum, 2916 nucleotides long. RefSeq names its product IQ calmodulin-binding motif domain protein. The record is from RefSeq and is a predicted model, not a curated record. The coding region runs from base 1 to 2916 and encodes 971 amino acids. NCBI's taxonomy places the organism in Eukaryota, Fungi, Ascomycota, Eurotiomycetes, Eurotiales, Aspergillaceae. The transcript has a single exon.